AUUAAACAGCACGAAGAAGAAGCGACAGAGCGUAGCGGCAGUGAAACAUGGCGGAUACCAGGGAGAAAGGUUUACAAGACUACAGAAAAAAAUUAUUGGAGCACAAAGAGAUUGACGGACGCCUCAAAGAGUUGAGAGAACAGCUGAAGGAACUCACUAAACAGUAUGAGAAGUCUGAGAAUGAUCUGAAGGCUUUACAGAGUGUGGGACAGAUUGUUGGUGAGGUGCUGAAACAACUGACCGAGGAGAAAUUUAUUGUCAAAGCAACCAAUGGCCCACGCUACGUUGUUGGAUGUCGCAGACAGCUGGAUAAAAGCAAGCUUAAACCAGGCACUAGAGUGGCUCUGGACAUGACGACUCUCACUAUCAUGAGGUAUUUGCCUCGGGAGGUGGAUCCUCUUGUGUAUAACAUGUCCCAUGAAGAUCCUGGCAGCGUUUCUUACUCCGAGAUCGGUGGAUUGUCCGAGCAGAUCCGUGAGCUGAGAGAGGUAAUUGAGCUUCCUCUGACCAACCCUGAGCUGUUCCAGAGGGUGGGCAUCAUCCCUCCCAAGGGCUGCCUCCUGUACGGACCCCCAGGCACUGGAAAGACCCUUCUUGCCAGAGCUGUGGCCAGUCAGCUGGACUGCAACUUCCUAAAGGUCGUGUCCAGCUCCAUUGUUGACAAGUACAUUGGUGAGAGCGCCAGACUCAUCAGAGAGAUGUUCAACUAUGCCAGAGACCAUCAGCCCUGCAUUAUCUUCAUGGAUGAGAUCGACGCUAUUGGUGGACGUCGGUUUUCUGAAGGAACGUCUGCAGAUAGAGAGAUCCAAAGGACACUUAUGGAGCUGUUGAAUCAGAUGGAUGGAUUUGAUACUCUGCAUAGAGUCAAGAUGAUCAUGGCCACUAACCGGCCGGACACUUUAGACCCUGCGCUACUGCGUCCUGGCCGACUGGACAGAAAGAUUCACAUUGAGUUGCCUAAUGAACAGGCUCGCCUGGACAUCCUGAAGAUCCACUCUGGGCCCAUCACCAAGCAUGGAGAAAUAGAUUAUGAAGCCAUCGUGAAGCUUUCAGACGGUUUCAAUGGAGCAGAUCUGAGGAAUGUGUGCACUGAAGCUGGUAUGUUUGCCAUUCGUGCCGACCAUGAUUAUGUGACUCAGGAGGAUUUCAUGAAAGCUGUGAGGAAGGUGGCAGACUCCAAGAAGCUGGAGUCCAAACUGGACUACAAACCUGUAUAAAACCACAGUUUUUGUGCAAAGUAUAAACGUGAGGGGUUAGUCAGAUAUCAACACUGUCCAUGGACACAACACUUUUUUUGUUAAAGUUACUGCAAUCGAUUUUUUUUGUCAACAUUUGAAAACAUUUCCAUUGCUACCAUCAAGUGACUUCAGUUGUUCAGUUAAUGCAUUGUUUAGCCCCAAUUUAAUACAAAUCUUUACCUGUUGGCCGAGGAUGUAGACCUGAAAAAUGAUACGGCUCUUUAUAAUUCUGUGUGACCAGUUAUAUAAAAUGCGUGCCUGGCCUGCUUCCUUCCACAUUAUUAAAGUCAAUGAUAAAAGAAAGAAGUAAUAAAAUAUACUCCCAUGGUUUUUCCACAGCAUCGCUGUUCUUCAAUCUCCACAAGAAAAAACUCCACAACGAGUCAUUCUGAAUCAUGUAUUUGUUAGUUCAAACAAUAUAUUGAAAAAAUAAAUAAA
This is a messenger RNA of Pimephales promelas (fathead minnow), 1676 nucleotides long. It is a transcript of the gene psmc6, whose product is annotated as proteasome 26S subunit, ATPase 6. The record is from RefSeq and is a predicted model, not a curated record. Gene Ontology annotation, molecular function: ATP hydrolysis activity; ATP binding. NCBI's taxonomy places the organism in Eukaryota, Metazoa, Chordata, Actinopteri, Cypriniformes, Leuciscidae.